UGUUGUGGGUGGGGGAAGAGCGAGAGAGUGAGGGGACGAAGGGUUUCUUUUGUUGAAAUCGCAGCGGAUAGCGGUCGCAGAGAAGAGGAAAAUGCCGUGCUUGAACCUGUCCACAAACGUCAAGCUGGAGGGCGUUGACACCUCCGCCAUUCUGUCUGAGGCCACCUCUACUGUUGCCAAACUCGUCGGCAAGCCUGAGGCUUAUGUUAUGAUUGUAUUGAAGGGGUCUGUACCCAUGUCAUUUGGUGGAACUGAGCAGCCAACUGCCUAUGGUGAGUUGGUUUCUAUUGGGGGACUCAACCCUGAUGUGAACAAGAAGCUGAGUGCUGCAAUUUCCAACAUUCUGGAGACAAAGCUUAAUGUGCCAAAGUCGCGUUUCUUCCUGAAAUUCUGUGACACCAAGAGUUCCAACUUUGGAUGGAAUGGGUCUACCUUCUAGGUUCCGUAUUUGCAAAUGUUGAGCUUGUUGACCACGGGGCUCAGAAUUUGGAAAAUAUGCAUCUUCAAUGUUUGUGUAGUAGUACUUGUAUUAUGUUCCAAGCAGAUUAUGUUGAUGCUCCAGAGCAUCCAUCUUUAGAGAAGUAUGCAAUUUAAUAUACUGGAUAUUUUGAGAUCGGUUUGAACAAUCACUAGAUGCAUCUCAAUGCUGUUCAGAAAUAUGUGGCUGGUGAAUUAAUGCUACAUCAUGCAGAUCUGAAUGGAAUUAGUUGAUAUUUUUUA
Messenger RNA from Coffea eugenioides, 720 nucleotides. Its product is annotated as macrophage migration inhibitory factor homolog. NCBI's taxonomy places the organism in Eukaryota, Viridiplantae, Streptophyta, Magnoliopsida, Gentianales, Rubiaceae. The record is from RefSeq and is a predicted model, not a curated record. The transcript has 3 exons. Gene Ontology annotation, molecular function: phenylpyruvate tautomerase activity. The coding region runs from base 92 to 439 and encodes 115 amino acids.